Chelonus insularis is the source of this 4813-nucleotide messenger RNA. RefSeq names its product ral GTPase-activating protein subunit beta. The record is from RefSeq and is a predicted model, not a curated record. NCBI's taxonomy places the organism in Eukaryota, Metazoa, Arthropoda, Insecta, Hymenoptera, Braconidae. Gene Ontology annotation, biological process: activation of GTPase activity; regulation of small GTPase mediated signal transduction. Gene Ontology annotation, molecular function: GTPase activator activity. Bases 104 to 4783 code for a protein of 1559 amino acids. The transcript is spliced from 17 exons.
CUCAUUUACAUCAGUCCUUAUUUGACAGCUGUACACGCUGGUCAUUUUAAUGAAACGUCAACUUGUUCUCUUUGUUUAAUGUUUUAUUAGCCAAUGAUUAUCUAUGAAUUUAGGCGUAUUCAAUAGAGUUAAUCUCAAGGAUUCUGGGGGAGGAAUGUAUUCAGAAUGGGCUUCACUAAGUGCAUUGAUACAGAGAGGUUCAGAAGAAAGUCGCAGCGUAUUGGAAAAGUUUUCUCCAGGAGCUGGACGUGAAGUUGCACUUCCUGUGGUUCGACAAUUAGCUGCAAAUCUUGGAAUUACUCAAGCUGCUGAACCAAGUCCUUUGAAUACUGAUAAAGAAGUUCAAUGGUGUAUGGAAGUCAUAUGCUUUGGACUAUCACUACCACUUGCUGAACAUGAUACAGUCAGAGAUUGUGUUAAUGUUUAUUGUGAAUGGUUAUCAGCUUUAUAUGUUUCACCAAAGAUUUCAGUACCAAAACCAAUUGUUGAAGAUCCAAAUUUUUAUGCUAGGAAAAUGAUCAGUCAUUUUCAUAAUUUAUUUGUACCAAGAAAGGGCGAAGUCUGGCCCUUUUUAUAUCAGGAUUUAGGAGCUGAUACAAUAAAUAGACAAGCAGUUCUUUGUCAUCGAGUCUUAAGAACGCUUCAGCAGGUAGCAAGAGGCCCAGCUACGUUAGAUAAUGAAACAUGGGAAAGUUUACUCUUAUUUUUAAUUGGUAUUAAUGAUGCUUUACUUGCACCACCUGCUGUUCGAGAAGAUGCUGGAGAACAACUUUGUGAACGAGUUCUUGGAGUACUACUUGAGGUAUGGUUAGUAGCUUGUGAAAGAAAUUUUCCAUCUCCUCCUCUUUGGAGAACUCUACGAGAGUCUUGCCUGCGUUGGCGACAUCGUUUAGCUCUCAUUGAACAAUGGAACCGAGUUUGCCUAGCACUUACUGCACGAUUAUUAAAUAUAAUGUAUGGACCAUUGUUUCCGGAAUUAAAAAUAAGUGAAGAAGAUGCCCAGGUAGUUCCACCAACUAUGUCAGAUGAAGCAGUUGCUCAAGCCUGGUAUCGAUUAUUAAGGACAGUUGGAGAUCCAGUGGAUUUAUGUAGACCAGCUGUUGUAUCACAAACACAAGCUUUUUUGCAAUAUGCAAUAGCAAGUCCUUAUGUGAUUGAUCCUUGUCAUCAUCCAUGUCUUCAGUCUUUACCGCAGAUUUUUUUAAAAGCCAUCAAAGGUAUCGCUGGUCAAGUUGAUGCAUUUCUGGGAGUAUCACAAGCCUGCUGCUGGGAAGAAUGUUGUGCAACUAGUGGAUUUACUUCAGGAAUAAAUACGCAUGCAGCAGGAGGAGGCGUUGGCGCGAUUAGCAGUAAAGAUCAGCCGCAAUCGUCGCCUACGCCUCCAACUCAACGAAGACUUGCCAAGAGUUUCAGCGUAACUCCUUCUGCUGUCACAAAGGGAAUACCUAAAGCAUCUUUAAUUGGUUUGACUAGUAGUCGACUUUCUAGUACACCUCCAACGAUAGCCAAUUCCGGGCCAUCUUCAACAUCCAGUACUACUUCCAUCACCUCUCUUGGACAAGACAUAAGACCUCCCUUAGCUCCAGGAAGACCCAAGUGCAAUAGUAUUUUACAUUUAUUUGGUGAAUGGUUAUUUGAAGCAGCAUUCAUUGGAACUGACGGAUGGUCUCAAAAUUUGCCUCGAGCAUCGAAACGUCCAUCUUCUGUGCUCGUAGAAGGUCCAAGUUCUUUACAAGAAACUAUUACUGAGAUACCAUCUACUCUUAGCAUUGAUCGUUAUGAAUCAGGUCGAGCGGAAGCCAUGGGGGCACUUUGUCGGAUUUUCUGUGCAAAAAAAACUGGCGAAGAAAUACUUCCAGUAUAUUUGGCACGAUUUUAUCAAGCAAUGUAUCACGGACUGAAAGUUGAUGAAUCUCGAGAGUGUGGAGAAACUCUUGCUAGUAUUUUAUCUAAUUCUGCAGAUCUUUUUCGAUUAGAUCUUGAUGGAGUAGAGAUACUAAUUCCUGCAGUUAUUAAUGCCUUAGAACUUGUUUUACCUGAUAAAGAUUUGAAAUUGAAGUCAACUUCUGUAUCAAAAAUUGAACUACGAAGAGCUUCAAUUCAAUUAUUAAUAUCAAUGUUGGUAUUACCACUACACUUCCAGAAUCUCUUCAUUCGUGAGUUGCCUAUUGCUUCAACGAAUCUAAAUAAUACAGACAAACCUCAACUAACAUUUGGCCAGUUGAAACCUAGAUUAAUGAAUUUAUUGAUUAAUGCACUCCAAGUAGAAACUGAUCCUUUAAAUACACAUAUGCUACUUGGUGGUCUCUUACUUAGUGUUCAAGAUUCUGCGACUGUUGAAGAAGUAGAACAUUCAACAGUUGUAGACACGUUAACAAAUGAUACCUCAACCAAUUUAUUAUCAUCCGUCAGCAGUGAUUCGACCAGUCAGAUAAGCAUUUCCAGUGACCUUCGAUCGCUUGGGGAAACAUCUGAUGUAGAAACUGUACAGGAAGAAAGUCCAUCUUUCGAUUCUGCUCAUGCUCUCUUUCUAAGAGCCACAUAUCUCGUUUGUCAUCGACUAAUCUCAUCGUGGAAGACAGAUCUAAAUAUUUCAUUAGCUGCACUAGAGUUAUUAUCAGGAUUAGCACGAACUAAAAUCCGAGAAACAGCUCGAAGACUAACAGAUGCAUUAGAAUGUAAACGUGCAGUCAAAUGGCUCUGUGAUUAUAUUACUUAUCAGUGUUGGCGUCCACCACCGGCUCAUUCUAAAGAUCUUCAUUCAUCAAUCGUAGCUGCUUUUAGCUGUUUAACAACUUGGCUAACAGCACAUCCACAAUUAUUACAAGACAAAGAUUGUUUAACAACAGUAUUCGAAGUAGUCGAACUUGGCAUAUCAGGAUCAAAAAGUAUUGGUAAACCAGGUGAACCAAUUAAAAUGAAACAUGAAAAAGAAUUAAAACCAGCAUCAAUGCGAGUUCGAGAUGCUGCUGAUGCUCUUCUCACAAUAAUUCUUGAACAGGUUGGCUAUUUCCCCAGUGCAUGUGGUGCUCAAUCACUUUCAUCUCUUUUAGAUGAAGUGAGUCUUCUUCAACAUUGUAAUAGUAAUAAUAGUGAAAAAAUAAGUCGUCAAACAGCAGUAGAACAUUUUCGAUUUUUUGUCGCUGAGAAUGCAACAAUGUUAGCACUUUUAGAAGAUCCUUUAGUGAGUGAUAAAACACCUCAACCAACUGUAACUGCAUUAAUUCGUGGUCCUUUUGGUCGACAUGCUUGGACUAUGCACUUGAGACAUUUGCCCAGACAUAAAUCUGGAAUUAAGAGUAUUAACUUUAAUCCUGGACGACCAUUAUCAUUAAUUGAGCCUGCACCUCGAAGUGAAUAUAAACCUAGAUUCUUUCCUGAUAAUGUUGAUAAAAUUCCUCACUGUAAAGUUGAUGAUUCAAUACCAACUCUUGAGGCAGUAAUGAAUGAUGAUGAUGAUAUCAAGGACGAGCAUCAGGUAUUAUCACAAUUGCUUGACCGACAAAUUAAUCUAGAAUUAAGGAUGGAUAAAGAAUUUAAUUCACGAAGAUUAGAAAAUGAUGAAGAAUGCAUUUCACCAGAGAAUUGUCAUGAAUUCCAAACCGCAAGGCUCUUCCUAAGUCAUUUUGGUUUUCUUAAUUUAGAAGGAAGUUAUAAUGAGGAUGGCAAUAAUUUCGGUAUAAUAGCUUUAGAUCCAACUCUUGCAGGAUUUUGCACUGAUCUUGAGAGUUUAGACCAAAUAAGUUCAAGAACGUGUGAUACAGUGCAUAUAUUUUAUGUUAAAUCUGGCCAAAAAAAUCCUUUAGAAAUUUUAUCAAAUGUUCAACAUCAAAAUGAUGUUUCUCAACAUUUUUUGGAGCUUUUAAGUUCAUUAGGUUGGCCAGUAAAUGUUUCAACUCAUGCUGGUUGGACAGGUCAUGUUUCUACAUCUUGGAGAGUCACACCACCAACCACUAAUCCAUCCACCACAAAUUCUGAUCAUGGUGGUGCUCUUUUUAACGGGGAAACACAUAUCUUAUACUGGGCGGAUGUAAGCUCAGAAAUAGCAUUUAUAGUUCCGACUGGAUCAUCAGUACCCGCACAAUUACCAGACUCUCUCGAUGAAAUCAGCUACAAUAGCGAUACGAGUAGUGGACAAACUUGGUAUGAGAGAAGUAUUAGUGAAAUAGGAACCAAUCGCAUAGGUUACGCAUCUUCACAUUCUUAUAAUCAAGGGAAUAGAACAAUGUCAUUGGAUUUGGAAAAACAACCGCCAAGUCUUACAGGUUCUGGACCAUCUAGUGUUUCUAGUAAUCAAGAGCCAACUAGACCGAGAAGAACUACUAAACAUUCAUUGCCUUGGCAAACUGAUACUCGAAUUAUGGUUGUAUGGCUUGAAAGUCUUGAAGACUAUGUUAAUUUUCCAGUUGCUGAACUUUUGCCUUGUACUCAUACAGGAUUAGAAUCAUUUAGAGUUCCUCAACCGUCCGAUGUUUAUAUAAUAUUUCUUCAAGCUUUAGCAAAUGGUUUAUUGAGAGUAAGACUGCAGGGACCAGUAUCUAGGAUGAAUCUCGCUACACCUUUAAUUGAUGGGAUGGUUGUAUCACGAAGAGUUUUAGGAACAUUAGUUAGACAAACUGCAUUAAAUAUGGGAAAACGAAGAAGACUUGAUAAUGAUAGUUAUCAUCCACCACACGUGCGUCGACGUUUAAAAAUUCAAGAUAUAGUACAAAAGUAUAAAAAAGAUCUUUCACAACCAGAGUUACUCACAUUCUUGUUCAACAAUACCACAGUAUCAAGUUGAAAUAAACACUUAAAAUAAUUAAUUGAUAAA